AUGGUGGGUGUCCUCCGCCGUGCGAACCGUCUGACAGAACUCGUCUGGAUAAGGAAUGGACCCGGAGCGGCGAUUCUCCCGCAGGAUGUGACACGGAUACACAUGGACUUUGCUCACAAGUUCAACGGGGGCCAUCUGGGGCCGAGGAAAGUCUGGCGCCAGAACCUACCGCGGUUGAAGUACUGGAACCCGACUAUACCCAUGGUUGUCAACCGCUCCCACAACCAGGACGGCCCCGCCACGCUGUCAAUCUACUUCCGUGAACCGGGGGCAACACUCGCCUCGGAUUCCCCGAUGCCCAGCUCGUCGUCCGACGGUUUCUCCAAAGCACCCGCGCCGGCCGCAGGUGAGCGCGUACUCACAAUCGAUAUGAAAGACCGGCGGUCCGAGGCGAUAUUCAAGGAGUUUAUGGAUAAGAGCGGUGCCGUGCCAAUUAAGGUCUCGCCGCAGGAUGAGGCUCUCAUGCGCGAAAUCGAGGACAGGAAGGCGAUAGGUGCCAUCGAUCGGGAGCGGGUCAGGAAGCAGAACGAGGCGGCAAAGAGGGAGAAGCAAAUGAUUGCGCAGGCCCAUUCCGAGGCAGCUGCUAUCAAGGCGGCUCUCUAA
Messenger RNA from Chaetomium globosum CBS 148.51, 603 nucleotides. RefSeq lists its product as uncharacterized. The transcript is spliced from 3 exons. NCBI's taxonomy places the organism in Eukaryota, Fungi, Ascomycota, Sordariomycetes, Sordariales, Chaetomiaceae. The record is from RefSeq and is a predicted model, not a curated record. The coding region runs from base 1 to 603 and encodes 200 amino acids. Gene Ontology annotation, cellular component: mitochondrion. Gene Ontology annotation, molecular function: structural constituent of ribosome.